AGUGGAAUGCCCCAGAGUACACUGACUGCAUACAUUUGGAUUUGCAUUCAGCUGUUUUCAGGACGAUACACACAUCACACUGUCAAGACUGCCUUUAUAAUAGGAGACGAAAUGUUGAGACAAAAACAUUUCAACAAGAUGUCUCUCACUGCUUUUUGGAUAGUGCUGCUGGGUUGCUUAAACUGGUGUCAUGCGGCUCCAACCGUUGCCCCAACGGUUUCCCCAGUGGACCAAGAACUUGCUGAGGGGUAUCUUUGGCAGUACUAUGUGGAUGUUGGGUUGGGAAACUCCACAGGACGAAGCCUUAUUAGGAGCAACUUCACUGAGGAUCUAGAGUCCAUGCAGGCUUUCUUUGGCCUGGAGGUAACUGGCGUUUUGAAUAAUGAAACUUUGGAGGCGAUGAAGGCUCCCAGGUGCGGUGUGUCAGACGUCAGCCGAUAUGCACACUUUCAAGGGAAACCCAGAUGGCGAAAAAGAAUCAUUACAUAUAGGAUCACCCAGUACACUCGAGAUCUGAGCCAGAGAGACGUGGAUUCGACCAUUGCUAAGGCCUUUCAGAUCUACAGUGAUGUCAUCCCGCUGGACUUCAAACAGAUUUACAGCGGCACAGCGGACAUCAUGAUUCUAUUCAAGGGUGGAUAUCAUGGGGACUUUUACCCUUUUGAUGGGCCAAAUGGGGUCUUGGCUCAUGCUAACUCUCCUGGAGAUGGUCAGGGAGGGGACACACAUUUUGAUGAUGAUGAAAACUGGACUUUAACCCAAAGAGGUGUGAAUCUGCUGCUGGUGGCAGCCCAUGAGUUUGGCCAUGCUCUGGGCCUGGAUCACUCCAGGGACAGAAGUGCCCUGAUGUUCCCCACUUAUCAUUACGUCAACACGAACGGAUACAGGCUGCCUGAUGACGACAGGCGUGGGGUUCAAGCCCUUUAUGGCAGCCGCACAUCUCAGCCAAAACCAGAACCAAGACCCAGACCAACUCCUCGUCCUGCACCAGAGCCAGAGGAACCAGAGGAUACUAACCCAAGAGGUGAGCGUUGUAGCAGGGACCUGGUGUUUGAUGCUGCCACAUCCAUUAGGGGAGACCUGUACUUCUUCAAAAAUGGACACUACUGGAGAAAGAGUACAGCCUUCCAAGGACUCCGUUUAAUUAAAGUAAGCACAAAAUGGUCAGGAAUCAACCAAGUGGAUGCUGCCUGUGAAGUCCCAUACAAGGACAUGGUGUAUCUUUUUGAAGGUCGUCAAUACUGGGCCAUAAAGGCUACUAGUAAAACAAAAGUAGCAGGAUAUCCAAAGCGUAUCACCUCCCUUGGCUUACCCUCCUCAGUGAGUAAGGUGGAUGCAGCUGUCUAUGAUUCAAGGACUGGGAAAACACUCAUUUUUGUGAAUAGACAAUAUUGGAGUUAUGAUGAGGCCAGAAACCAAAUGGACUCUGGAUACCCACGAUCCAUCAGCCAGAAUUUCCCUGGCAUUGGCUCCAAAGUAGAUGCAGCAUUUGCCAAUGCAGGUGAGAAAUAUUCAUUCACAUUUAGCUCGUCCCUGUCUCCUAUGGAGUCACUCAACACUUUUGAAUCUGAGAUGGAGGCGGAUGGACAGGGCAGCUACUCUCUGUUUCCUGCUCUGGAUAGCAUUGCCAGUCUGUCCGGGACUGCUGAAACUCUGGAGAGCGAACCACCAAGUGAAAUCGCAGAGAAGCCAAACCUCACAUGGCUGGAUGCUGCCCAGAUUGUUUUGGAGGAAGCGGGACGUCCCAUGCACAUAAAGGAGAUUAAACAAAGAAUCAUUGACAGAGGACUUGUUCAAUCUAAUGCAAAAUCAAGUCUGGAGGCUGUCAUGUAUCGUGAGACACAAAAAGGCAGCAGGAGAUUCAAGAGGAUUGAAAACAGAAACGGAGUCUUUGCACUGCUGACUGAUGAGGAGCGGCAGCAGGCCCUACAGGCCUUCACUGCCCAGUCUUUUCUCGGCUCGCCACAGCAAAAUGCCAUCUCCAGUUCUGGCUCAGGUGCCUCGGCGCCCGCCUUCCCCUCCCCUACCAGUUCCUUCGAGCAUAAGGGAAAGAUGAAGAGAGGGCCGCGAAAAAACCAGAACGAAAAGUACCGGCUUAAGUACCUGAGGCUGCGAAAAGCGGCUCGCGCCAUGAUAUUUGAGAAUGCAGCUCUCUGUGAUGAAGUUGCCCACUUAGAGGAGAAGUUUCUGAGAGCAAAGGAGGAGCGCAGGUUUUUACUGAAGUCAUUGUUACAGUACCAGUCUUUGUCAGAGGGGGAGAUACUGCCAACACCCGCGUCAAGCUCUCAUCCAACUGUGCCGCCUGUGGCAUUAACCUCAGGUACAGCUGGGGCUUCAGGCCUGUCUGGGGGGCAUAACCUUACAUCAGUGGUGUCAACAGGUGACGAGGGACCUCUUAAAAAGCCCAAGAAGGAAAGAAAAGAGCGAGGACGAGAGAAUGGAAAGGAGGAACUUCCAAAAAAAAUGUCGAAGAAGAGGAAACUAGCGGACGGCUCUCGGAAGCUGGUGCAACCAAUCGCUCUGGACUCAUCUGGUCGUCCCGUCUUUCCCAUUGUACUGGGAGGCUUAACAGUGUACAGUCUGGGAGAGAUCAUCACAGACAGAAUGUUGUUCCAUGAUGAGUGUGCCAUCUACCCAGUGGGCUUCUGCAGCACUCGUGUCUUUGCUAGUAUGAAAAACCCCGACCAGCAGUGCCUCUACACCUGCCAAAUCAAGGAUGGGGGAUCAGGUCCACAGUUUGAGAUUGUGCCUGAAGAAGAUCCUCAGAAUGCCAUUGUGGCCUCCUCUGCCCUGACGUGCCACUCCAACCUACUUAAGACUAUUGCAUCAGUCAGUUCCAAGUCUGUUGCGCCCAUUGUGCCAUCAGGAGCAGACUUCUUUGGCUUCUCUCACCCCACCGUCCAGAACCUGAUCCAGAGUUGUCCUGGGGCCCGCAAGUGUAGCAACUACCGAUGGAUACGUUUUGAGGUGUGUCGCCCUGGCGAUGGCCAGGUUCCACACAGCUUAUCAGAGGACGACGCCUCUGUCAACUUUGAUGCCUACCAGAGACACCAGGGUUUUGACGAGAAUAUAAAGACGGAGCACAUCACAGGACAGACACCGCAGUCUCCUGGCUCCUCUCAUCAGCACCACCUGACGUCCCCCACCAUGAAGCCCUCUACCUCUUAUUACAGCUCCUGAGAUUCUGCUCCAAAGCGCCUCUGAAAUAACUGAUUGUAAUCAUCAUGAAUUCUCAUUCUUAGGCUUACUUUUUAUAUUAUUCAAAUCAGUAUUCAUUCAUUGUUCAUCAAGCAGAGAAAGAUAAUAACUCAAACCUGUGUUAUUUAUUCUAUGCCAUCUUCUAGGAAGUCCCAGACUGAGCUUUAUUCUCU
Messenger RNA from Scomber japonicus (chub mackerel), 3371 nucleotides. RefSeq names its product transforming growth factor beta regulator 1 (gene fyrd1). Gene Ontology annotation, cellular component: extracellular matrix; nucleus. The record is from RefSeq and is a predicted model, not a curated record. The coding region runs from base 7 to 3180 and encodes 1057 amino acids. Gene Ontology annotation, biological process: collagen catabolic process; regulation of cell cycle; extracellular matrix organization. Gene Ontology annotation, molecular function: metalloendopeptidase activity; zinc ion binding. The transcript is spliced from 24 exons. Lineage: Eukaryota; Metazoa; Chordata; Actinopteri; Scombriformes; Scombridae.